This is a messenger RNA of Sphaeramia orbicularis (orbiculate cardinalfish), 3521 nucleotides long. It is a transcript of the gene cenpt, whose product is annotated as centromere protein T. Gene Ontology annotation, biological process: mitotic cell cycle; kinetochore assembly; chromosome segregation. Gene Ontology annotation, molecular function: DNA binding; protein heterodimerization activity. The transcript has 13 exons. Lineage: Eukaryota; Metazoa; Chordata; Actinopteri; Kurtiformes; Apogonidae. Bases 353 to 3211 code for a protein of 952 amino acids. The record is from RefSeq and is a predicted model, not a curated record. Gene Ontology annotation, cellular component: kinetochore.
GUGGCGAUAGUCAGGUCAACAAACGGCCAUUCUAUUCUUAAAAACGAAGAAGACGAGUUGUCGCGAGAUUUGCGGGUUUAACUUAAAAUAACGCGGGAUAGCUUGGACUAUGUGUAGUGAAUCCGUUGUGUAGCAGAGAAUAUUUCGACUAUCAGCAGAUGGUAAACAAUGCUUAAAGUGAACAUUACCUUUAAGUUAUGACUUCAGUCCCAGUUUGGCUCUGUGUCUUUCGCCCUGUGUCAUUCGGAAAGAUCGCCAUAACUUUAUUGUAAGGUCAACUUUACUAUAUUACUCUUGGCAAACGUUAGGAAACACUAGCUAACAUCAGCUAGCCGGCUGAAUCGGCUUCGAAAUGGAUCAUACGGAGGAUUUAUCUGCUCGGGUUCUGCUGAAACGUAUUCUCACCAUCGAGCCACCCAGAACUCCCCUUACCCGCAGGGCCUCCAGAGCACAAAGUACCAGUGGCACCAGUGGUCCCAGGCACAGCAAUAGACUCAGCAUAAAAGAUGCUGUUGCCCAGACACCACAGGACAUCCUACGACGCAGUCUGAAACACAAGAUACAAGAGAGUAUAUCCCGAAAAUCUCUUCCUGCUACGAGAAGGAGGACAACCUCUUUUGUGCUCAAAAAGGCAAACACACCUGGUCCAGCCUCAGUGCUGUUUGAUGAUGGAGACACACCAAGGCACAUACUCAAGAACAUCCUCCUGACAGAACCGGUGAAAUCACCGGUGGUUCAUGAGGGAGCUGGGUCAGAAGUACCACACCUGCCAUCAGUCAACUCCAGCUUACAAAGCAAGCGUCCAAGUAUGGAGCUUUCAGGACUGGAGCUGCCUGAUAUAACAAUGGGCAACGUAGUAAGCACUGUCAAGGGACUGAGCAGAAAGAGACCCCGUCGCAGUCUUAACGUCACUGCUUUUGAAAAGCGCCUUAAAGAUGGAAAUGAUGUUGAAGAAAACGAAGAGUCACUGGAUGACCAGUCAUCGCUUUCAUUGUCAAGUUCCACUUCACUGAGCCUUAAAACACCGUUCAUGGAUAUUCGAACUGAGAAAAAAGGCCUGCAGAGAAGAGUUUCCAACCGUCGAAAAAUCUCAGAGGAAGAAUUUGGUGCAGCUGUAAACAAAAGACAGAUGGGAAAUUACCAUGCAGAGCAAGGUGUCAGUGACUCAGUCCACUCUGAGGGAUUCACUUUGAGCCUGAGUAAACUCAGCUUACCCGAUAUCACAACUGACAUUGUCAACUGUAACACAGCUCUCUACGCCCAGACUGAUGCAGUGACAUCUAAUUUUUCAACUCUUGCAACUCAGGACAAAUCUAUGGUUAUGGCAUCACAGCUUCAGAGAGAGAUGGAGCAAAGCCAGCUUGACAGGGAAAAAUCAAUUUAUGUAUUGCCCUCUGAGGAAGGGAUUUUGACCGACUCUCUUAAAGAAUGUGUGUCAACCAUGUCUGAGUCAAAGAAAGAAGUACUGGCAGAUAAUUGUCAACCUGAAGAUGCUGAAGUUGUGUCUACAUCAGAGGAAGACGAGGGGAUGAAAAAAUCCCAGACCAGAGAAAAUGAUGAUCCAGCGGAGUCUGAACAGGAGGAGAAUGCAGCAGAACCUCAAGCAGAGCAGGAUGAUUCUCAAACUGAAGAAGAUGCUGCUGCCGGGUCUCAAUUUGAGGAUGAAGAUUUUGUAGAAGAUACUCAGGCUGAAGAAGAAGGUGCAGUUGAAUCUCAAUCUGAAGAGGAUGCUGCUGCCAACUCUCAGUCUGAGAAGGAGGAAGAUGCAGAAAGUGAUCAAGAGGUUCCUGUUACAAGUUUGCGAUCUGAGGAAGUGGAUAGUGUGACUGAUUUUCAGUCCAAAGAUGAUGAUGAUGUGAGACAGGUGGAAGGAGAAGAGGAUCAGGGAAGUAAACAACUGGAAGGCAAUCUGGAGUAUAUCAGAGGACGAGGUCAUCGCUCAGAGGGCAGACUCAGAGGUAACUUGGAAUACAUCAGUCGAAGGGCUCAUCGCUCGGAGGGUGGACUUAUCAUACGUGUUAUAGGAACAGAGGGGGUUCCACCAGACACCACAGAAACAGGGAUUCCUGAUGAUAACUCCAAAGCGCAUGAUGCUAAUCAUUUACACGGCAACACUGACGUAGGAAGUGGUGAGAUCAGUCAUGACAUGACUGACUUGGCCAAGUCCUCAACCAGGAACGAUGCUUCUUGUGCAAAGGCUGACCCUGUUGAUAAGAGCACAUUUCAUCUGUCACUGACAACUGAAUAUGACUCAAUGAAAGACACUGAUGCUCAGGACCCUGAGGAAGAGGAGGAGAAGGAGAGCCAAUGGGAGAUCGUGGAGGAGGUGGUGGAGGAUUGGGAAGAGCAGAUGGUGGAGGAGAAGGGGGAAGAGGAGAUGGAGAAGGAGGAAGAGGAGGUGGUGGAGGAUCAGGAAGAGCAGAUGGUGGAGAAGGGGGAAGAGGAGAUGGUGGAGGAGGAGGUGGAAGAAGAGGUGGUGGAUGGGGAGGAGGAGGGGGAAGAGGAAAUGGAGGAGAAGGUGGUGAAUGAGGAGGAGGAGGGGGAAGAAGAGGUGGUGGAUGGGGUGGAGGAGUGGGAAGAGGAAAUGGAGGAGGAGGGGGAAGAGGAGAUGGUGGAUGAGGAGGUGGAAGAGGAAAUGGUGGCGGGGGUGGAGGAGGAGGGGGAAGAAGAGGUGGUGGAUGAGGAGGAGGAUGAAGAUGAAGAAAAUGAGGAUAUUCCCAUGAAGACUCCUGCCUUUGUCAAAGAGAAAAGGAAUUUUAUUUGUCCUGAUCCUUUGGCAUCACCUGUUCUUAAGAAUAUUCAAUCCAAUCAAAUAAGUGAAGGUUUACCUGGAGCUAAACCUAAACCAGGGACACGGAGGAAAGCUGGACCAGCUAAGAAGGAACCAGGCCUUCCUAAGAGUUACCUUAUGGCCGUGUUUAAGCACUUUGCCAAAACAAAGGUCUCUGCAGAUGUGUACCCUGUCCUACAAGAAAUAAUGGAUAAAUUCUUUGACCGCCUUGCAAAGGACUUGGAGGCAUAUGCACUUCAUGCAAGGAGAAAAACAAUAGAGGUCGAAGAUGCUGAACUGCUCUUGAAAAGGCAGGGUUAUGUGAACGACAAGGUGCCGGUGGAAGUGCUCAUUGAAAAAUAUCUUCGCAUGGAACAGCGCAAGCUCCUGAUCCCAAUUGCAACCAGUGGGAAUGUUGUUAUCCCUAAGAAAAGACGAUAAGUGGUUCAUCAACAGCUACAUUUCUCUGACUUGUAUAGAUGUUAAUACAUACAUAAAACCUGAUGUAAAUGUGUACAUAUUUUAUUUCUGUUGUGUAUACGAUUGAUGCCUGGGUCGUGGCAGUGUUAUAUGGAGAAGGAAUGUUGGUACACUGCAGUGAUGAGCUGAAGACACUUAUCGCUUAACAUGACAUGAGUGUAAGUGUCCGCUUUUGUCAUUUACAAUUUCAUGGGUAUACUGUAUUCACUUAGUAUGAAACAAAGGCUUGUAAGUUUACAAAUACUGAAAUAAAGUUUUCAUGUUAAACAUU